Molecule: messenger RNA, 605 nt
Organism: Vigna umbellata (rice bean)
Lineage: Eukaryota; Viridiplantae; Streptophyta; Magnoliopsida; Fabales; Fabaceae
Source: RefSeq, a predicted model, not a curated record
AUGGGUUCGGUGGAGCUAGGUAGAUAUCUGUACGAAAGGCUUCUUUCAGUCCCAAAUAUUCGUAUCUAUGGGCCAGCGCCUUCAGAAAAUGUCCAACGAGCAGCUCUUUGUUCUUUCAAUGUUGAGAAUUUGCACCCCACUGAUCUUGCAACAUUUCUGGACCAACAGCAUGGAGUGGCUAUCAGAUCAGGUCACCAUUGUGCCCAACCCCUCCAUCGCUUCUUAGGAGUCAGCUCAAGUGCACGCGCUAGUCUCUACUUCUACAACACAAAGGAAGAUGUGGACUACUUUAUCCAUGCCCUCAACGACACAGUCAGCUUUUUCAACUCAUUCAAGUAACCAGGAUGUAUUUUAAUGUAUAUUAAAUUUUGUUUACACGCCAAUGAGAGGGCUGUCUUAGUUGGUAGGAAAGCUGCGUCAAUUAAAUGUCUUUGAAUUUCAUUCCUUCUAUUGAUAUCAAUGGUAGGAACCAGGCAUCCAUUAAUUGCAGUAUUAGAACCUAUCUACAGCUAAACUUUUAUGCCUAAAGAGAAUGCCCUUAAGCAUUUAAAUUUUUCCCCCUCAUCAUGUUGGAAGGUGAAUGUUUUAUCCAUUUUUACUUUUUG